Messenger RNA from Monomorium pharaonis (pharaoh ant), 7601 nucleotides. Its product is annotated as POU domain, class 2, transcription factor 2. The transcript is spliced from 10 exons. Lineage: Eukaryota; Metazoa; Arthropoda; Insecta; Hymenoptera; Formicidae. Bases 1506 to 3791 code for a protein of 761 amino acids. The record is from RefSeq and is a predicted model, not a curated record. Gene Ontology annotation, biological process: regulation of transcription by RNA polymerase II. Gene Ontology annotation, molecular function: RNA polymerase II cis-regulatory region sequence-specific DNA binding; DNA-binding transcription factor activity, RNA polymerase II-specific.
UCUGACCGCUGUAUCACCAGCCGCCGCCGUCGCAGCCGCAGCCGCAGCCGUAGCUACUGCCGUCGUAACGUGUCGCGUAAACUCUCGUCCAAGUGUGUCUUUGAUCACGCCGAACGAGGAGGACUUGUCGACAGGUUGAUCUGACUCAUCCUGUUGACAGGUCGCAGGUAGUUACUGCCAUUGACGCUUUCUAAACGCGUCAUCGGCUGAUUUCAUGCGCUGCGUCGUGACAGAUUCGCGCUGAUCAUCGCACGUGUUAUUCGGGAUGACGUGAUUAUCUAAAAAAUAUACAGCGACGAGAAGUGAUAAAUUAGUGUAGUGAUCUGGCUGGGCUAGCCGAAAUCGCAACCACUGAUGAUGUUGGAAAUGCGAAAUAAUGUUUAUUGAGUUUAUUAAUAAGUGCUUUUAUUUCUGGUAUAUUAAUGACACUUGUAAAUCAUUAUUAUACUGUCGUAAAAACAUCUUACUGAUCCGAAUGUUUGGAACAAAAGCAUAUUGUCGAUAAAGACAACUCGGAUCGAAUUUCAGUCAGGACAAUUUACUGUUUGAGCCAGUGACAGCAGUGCCGGUACUUCACGUGCUUCACGGUUAAUGUUUUGAUAGUCAUCUGACAAAAGCAGUGCUAGUACAAGACCUACUAAAAAUAUGUUUAGGAUGAAAAUCAAUAUCGUUUUUACAAAUAACAACGAUGAUCAGGCCUUAGAUAUUUUAAGCGUGGACAAGUCGUACAUUGGAUAGUUAAAUUUUAAAUUGAAGUACUGCUACAAGAACGUGUACGUGACUGAAACUCCUGAAUGAGUGUAGUGCAUUCUUAAAAGUAUCGUGUUUUCAAGAACUCGAAGACAUUGACUGGAUCUCACGUGAAGGCGAGGGAAAUAAUGUUGACUAGUAUACAGUGAAUGUCACAAGUUGUAAUUUCGUGUUAAGACCGUUAGAAACAAGCAACCGUGAAUGUUUCUUGGUUAGGGGACUGAAUUGAAUUCCAUCAUAACACUUCGAAGCAAUAUUUUGUCUUCAAAGUAUUCUGAGUGAUGAUAGUCGACGCAAGUUGCUAAGUUAGCAGCAAACGACCUCCUACUGUGUGGAACGGAUCCUUCAUCGAGAGCAGAAAUCAGCAGGUGACCACGUUGGAUCUCGCGGCGUUGACUGCCUACGGGGGCGUUUCGGGACCCAGGGUCGCGGUGGCGGGCACCGGGGUCCUUGCGCUACCCUGCUUGCUACCCGACAAGGGUUUAUCAUCGCCCGGAGGCCAGUCGAAGCCAAAGUCCGCAGGGCUGGCGGGUCUCGACAGCGAGGCGGUGCGCCGGUGGGUCGCGGAGGCUACGCGAACCGUCCGGCAAAUCCCGCCUUCGGUAGUAGUGUCUGCGAGUUCUCCACAACAUCAACAGCAACAUCAUCGUCAGCCGCAACAGCAGCAUCAGCACCAUCAUCAUACUACCCACAGGCAGCGUCAGGAACCUAGCCCACCGUCCGUGGGACUCUCCCCUUUCGUUCUACCAGUAUCGAUGACGCAGACCCCCAGUAUGCGUCUGCUGGAGAACAACAACUUGGUCGAAGUUGCCAUGGCCCAGCAGCAACAACAGUCUCAGCAGUCGACACAAAAACAAAAGCAGACAAGUCCCACAAAUAAUAACACCAUAGAAGCCUGGAGAUCGAUUCAGGGCGGGCAUCAGUGGUGGAGUCCGCCCAGUAGUAUUCAGCAAGAACAACAACAGCAACAGCAACAGCAACAGCAGCAGCAGCAGCAGCAGCAGCAGCAACAGCAGCAACAACAACAAGUAGCGUCGAUUGCACAGGUUUCUCAACCGCAAAGUCUGGUGGUCGGAUCGGUAUGUGGUCAGGUGCAGAAGCAUCAGCCGCAAGUGCAAUCGGAAAUCGAUCAGCCACUCGACUUCUCUGUUGGUUCCCUGCAGCAACAGAGGCUGUAUUCGCGCGUAAGGACUAUGCACGAGAGACUUCAGGGUAAGAUGCAUGACAACAACAACGGAACGAGCGGCCAAAAGAUCACCAAGGGAGAUGUUAGCAGACGAAGCUAUAGCCCCAGUGAAGCUAGCACCAGUAGCAGCGAAGACGAGGGUGUCUCUACCGGCGGCAGUCCUACGGGACCUCUUCGAGGCGCCUCAGAUUCGUGCGAACCCGUUGCGGAGCGACCUUACGGUAAAAUCUGGAUAGGCGACAAUGACGUCUCGUGGCGAACGGACCAGUCUUUCAAGAGGACAUCACCCUUAAAUCCCUGUGCCACGACGACUACCACGACGACGACAAGCGGUGGGCCACUGACACAUCCUCACCUGUCGCCACCCGUAACCACCCCCGAUCACAGAAGCCCCAGUAGCGUGCACGCGAAGCUUGGCAUCUCACCCGGUAGCGACGCGCUCGGCCGAAUCGAUAAGGAGCCAACCUCGCCAGAAUCCAUACAAGACGCAGACUUGCACGGCGACGUCGAUGGUCCUGAACUCAGCGGAGAUGAUAGAAGUAUCGCAAGUGACAUCCAAGAUGCCACCGAGGCGCAUCUUGAUAAUGACUCCAUGGACUCGGAUAGGGAAGCUCUCAAUCUGGUCACGGAUGUCUCGCAACGUAACAGUAGCAGCGGUACCAGCGGCAGCGCAUCCUCGCCGAGUUCCGGAAUCAGCAGUCAGCUCACGGGCAGUCAUCAGCAACAGCACACGCCCGGCCAACAAAACAACAGCAGUUCGCAGGCUGCACUGACCGCUCAAAUUAUUAGCCAACAAUUGCAAAUGAUGCACGGUUUAGGGUCCCAGGAUAUUCAAGCGCUCGCGUCGACGCUGCAGCAUCAUCAGCUACAGCAACUACAACAGCAACUACAACAAAUCGCGAUGUUUCAGGCCAAUCCGGCGGGACAGAUUCCACCGUUCUUUUUGCAAAAUCAGGGGCUGUUGCAGAGCGGUGGCUACCCAACAAGACCGAGUCAUCCGCGCUCACAGUCCAUGCAGGUGCAAGCGGCAGCGCAGUUACUACAGGCAACUAAACAGCAGGCUCUUCAGAAUAGCGGCAAUUUGGUCGGGCGAAGUUUGGCGCAGAGAUCAUCGCCACCACCCAGCACACCGCCAGCAGUAAAACCGUCAAGAUUAGAACCCUCGCCAGAGGAAACAACGGACCUCGAAGAGCUAGAACAGUUUGCCAAAACGUUCAAACAAAGACGGAUCAAGCUUGGUUUUACUCAAGGUGACGUCGGACUUGCCAUGGGCAAACUCUACGGCAAUGAUUUUUCCCAAACAACGAUCUCCAGGUUCGAAGCCCUAAAUCUUUCUUUCAAAAACAUGUGCAAGCUGAAACCAUUGUUACAAAAGUGGCUAGAGGAUGCCGAUAAUUCAUUGAACAAUCCCAAUUCUCUGUCGAAUCCACUUACGACACCGGAAGCGAUUGGCAGACGGCGGAAGAAGAGAACGUCGAUAGAGACCAGUGUGAGAGUGGCCCUCGAAAAAGCUUUUAUCCAAAAUCCAAAGCCCACGUCCGAGGAGAUAACCAUAUUGGCGGAUAGUCUUGCGAUGGAAAAAGAAGUAGUUCGUGUGUGGUUUUGUAACAGGAGGCAGAAAGAAAAGAGAAUCAAUCCACCAACGGCUGCGAUGGGCAGCCCGACGAUGACGUCGCCGGCGCCGGCUUCAGUGUUCGCUUCCCUUACCAAUUCUAUCUCUGGCAGUCCUCUAGCGCUCACAACGCAUUCUUCCAGCACCGGCCACUCGCAUCCUCAUCCAGCACCCAUACCUCUUGCUUUAGUAACCUCGUCUGGUGGCAAUUAUCAUCCGUUGAACAACAAGUCUCACGAGUGACAUCAGCAAGUCACCCAUCAAGGGGACACUCUCUAUCAUCAGCAUCAGCAAUCGCAUCAGCAACAGCAACAACAACACCAUCAUCAACAACAAGCACGACGCUUAUGCAACCUACCGGAAUUCUAUCAUUAGCCGAUGAUCCGAUUUCUUGAAGCUAUUAAUCGAGGUAACAUUCGAAAUAUUGGAUCUUGAUCUAGAAACGAACUUCUUUAUUUUUUGUUUAUCAGUAUUGAGAAUGAGUUAAUUUAUCUAUUCUUGAAUUUCUCUUUAAUCCCAGUUUAUAUUUUAAUAUUUCAAUUAUGAGAAGAAAAUCAAGAUUAGACAAGUUAACUCGGUAUUUAGUAUCAUUGUAUGAUAUCAAAUUGAAUUCAUAUAUAAUAUACAAAGAUAAAAGAAAUAAAGAAUUUAUGAAAAAAAUCACGAAGAGCAUCCGGAUAAAGACAGUGGUAAUCGAUUUUAUAAACGAUUAAUUGACAACUGAUUGAACGAGAAAGAGAGAGAGAGAGAGAGAGAGAGAGAGAGUAUAAAUGAAGUGAAAUAUUAUGAAUGAUACAAAUAUAAAUCCAUCGUUGAUCAUUAAACCAUCCGCAGUUAUAAGCAUUUAAAGGGUAUACGAAGACACGCUACGUAUUAAAUAUACCAUGAGUAUUAAUCUGCACUUUUAAGUAUACGGAGAACUGAUCAGUUGAACGCAUUAAUGUACAAUUAAAAGUGCACAUUAAAAACUAUUGUAUAAACAUUCAUAUAAUGACAUAAGCUUAGUGUAAACAAUUAAACCUGAUAAAUGUUCAGCAUAAGUUAUUACAAUUUUUUUUUUCAUGUCAUAUGCUGCACAUUUCAUCAAUUAAACGCGUUUAUGUUUAUUAUAUUUACACCGAUAUAGAUAAUAUAUAACACACAUUUUAAUUUGUAAUAGUGCAAAUUAAUAUAUCCAGCCGCGUACAAAUUUGUUGUAAGAUUUUUUUCUGUGUACGAUAAAUAUGAGAGAUUAUUAUUAUUAAGACUUUUUUUACAGCAAAAUAUCUUUAAUUUUACGUAAUUUCAUACGCUUCAAAGAUCAUGUAAAAUGAAAUAUAUAGCGAUAGAUUUUUUUAUUUAAAAAUUAUUUAACAAUGAACAGAAAUUAUGUUUCUCUGUAAACGAAACGGACUGACUUUAAUGCUUACAGAUUAUGUAUAGAAAAAGUUGGACAAUUUGUAAUUGUAACAUAAUCGGUGUUCAUAAAAAAUAUUCCAAGUUAUGUUUUGCAAAUAAUUGCUGAAUAUAUCCAAAUAUUCUUUCUCACAAAUACAGAAUGUAUUUUGUGUAAUUUUAUGUAAGUUUUACAGGAUUAUUUCUGAUAUAUUUUAAUUACGUUUCAAGAGAUGACAUGACAUUUAACAACUACCUCUUUUUAUCGAUUGCCUUUUUUUCAUAUGCUUUUGCACGUAUUAAUUUUAAAAAAUUAGUCAAUUGCGAAAAAAAGCCCAUUAUUUGCUAUAUUUGAUAAAAUCAUUAAUCAAUUUGAUUACAGCUUUAUUAAAAAUUAUAAUCAACGAAUAAAUUAUUGAAUUGAUUUGUAUUAAACUCUAUUAAUUCUCUAACUAACCGUAUAAAAAAUAACUACCUCGCCAUAUAGAUGCGACUUGUUUUGAAUGAUUCAAAUUGCAAUAAAUCAAAGAUAAAAAUUAUUUUGUUCGUUUUUCUUUAUUGUUUUUGUAUACUUUUUUAAUUGUAUACUUUUUGAUGAUAACUUUGGAUGAUAUUUAUUUGAUGGCGCCUUUGCUAUUCCGCAAACAGAUAGAGUUGGUGGUGUCUCACUGAUGAAAUAGCGAGAUCCGACAAUACAAUUGUACAUAUAUACAUACGUAGACGUGUCUGCAUCGUAUCGUACAUAUCUGUGUCACAGGGCUGUAUAUAUUAAUAAUACUUUAAUAAUAUUAAUACUUUAAUAAUUUAAGGCCGAAUGUUACCGAGGAUGCGAUGCGAAAUGUUCGCGUGCGGUGCCGAAUUUCUGCAACGUGAGUAGCAGCGCUGAGCACAUCCUUGAAGAAGAAUUUUCGUGACAAUUAUGAACGAUUGUUAAGCGGUAGUUAGUAAUAUUGUAGAUAACGCGGUACCUAGGUAAUACGUAAUGUAUAUACGAUCAUAUACACUAAAUGGCGAAUUAAAUGUAAGCGUACGCACAUUCGUAUAUCGAGAUGGAUGCAGUGGAGAUUCGGGCGCUUCCGACAUUUUAUGUUAAAUAUAUUUUUUUGUGAAAGUACAGGACACGUCAUGUAUUUUUUAAUGCGAGUACUUUAAUAUAUUUUAAUAUAUAUAUUUUUUGUAUAUAGUUUUCUUUGGUAUAUUAGAUAGAAUUUUUCGCACUCCGCUGUGACUCUCGAUUUGCGCUCGCUACGAUCGAUCCGUUUCCGCUAACACUUCGGUGAUUAAUUAAGGGCUAUGAUUUUAGAUUAUAGGCCAGGAAAAGUGAUAUACCAAUUAUAUACUUAUUCCUAAAAUCCUUGCGUGUGUAUAGAUUCCAUUAUCAACGUGAAGAAUUUUGCGUAAAAAUGUAUACAUAUAUAUAUAAAGUAAAUUUUAUUGUAAGUUCACCAACAUUACGCAAGUUAUCGACUGUGCAUCAUGUAGUAUAUACAAAAUUCAUGGUAUAUACGUACAUCUGCAUAUAUAAUGCAUAUACGUAUACAUAUGUGUAUAAACGAAUUGUACAUAGUAGAACUUAAAUAGGAGAUUGCGGAUAAUUAAGAACUAGCAAUGUGUACUGUUAUCAUCAUUAUCAUCAUGUCGUCAUUAUCAUUAUAUUAUUGAGAUCACUGUGUAGUUACAAUACACACUACUGUUGUUAAUAUCGCUUGUCAUAUAUUACAACGCGACUUUUUACAUACAGACAGUGUUUUACUUUUCUAUAACUGUAUUUACACAUGAAGGAAGUGCUGUCAUUAUUUGAUAAUUUGCACGGCUGUCACCGCAUUGUUACGUUGUGCUGCAAAAUAGUUCGAAAUGUAACAGCAGUAUUUUGAUAAGUGCAAACUUUAAUUACGUAGUUUUAAAAAAUUGUUGCUUUAACAAAGUUUUCAACAAAGUUGCUUUUAAUAAAUAGUUAACAACAGAGAGAAACUUCGCGGAAGUUUUAUACAAAUGUGUUAGAAAAUUUCUUUACGUGAAAAUCAAGUCAAACUGUUAGAUCACGUGUGAGCAACAAAUCGACAAGCCUUUUGUCUCAUUUCAUACUUCAUCUCAUUUUUAUCUUUAAACCUGAACUCCCAGAGUUGUGGACCAAGCUGUAGCGAAAACACACUGUCGACAAAAACACGCGCACGCGGACAGAGGGUCGAAUUAUACUAAGAAUAAAAAGAGAUAAAAAGAGAUACGCAAAUAAAAACAGUUCCUAAGAUCGCACAUCCGUUGGCAGGUGCGCGGACGACGAUGAGUGAAAAGAGGACAGGGAGGUAGAGAAUAAAGCUCAGAAUAUAAUUCAGAAGGAAAUUCGAAACAGGAGAUAGUUAUAUAAGAGAGUCAUAAAGACAGAGAAACGGUUAUUGAUUUUUGUUUGUCAGCCGUUUAUGAAUAAUUAACAUGAUAAUGAUAUAGAGAUAAUGAUGUAGAGAAUUCCCCUCCUCUCCUCGCUACGGCAUCAUCGUCAGCUGAUUAUUCGAUCAAUAUGUUUGCUAUAAUGCGUUUGAUAGGCGUGAGUUGAAAAUAGAAUGCAUUUUUAUUAUAUUAGUUAGUCCGUCAAUAAUUAUUAUUAGUUAUUAUUAUUUCAUUAUAUUUUAACUUUUAUUAUUUGAGAAUAAAAGAGCUAGAGAGCUUUCAGUUACAGCAGCA